CCUUCGCCGCCGCGGCGGCUGCGCGAAGCGGGGCGGCCUGGCCGAGCCUGCUCCGCGCCCCGGGGCCGCCGCUGUCCGUGUCGCCAUGCUGCCCAACACCGGGAAACUAGCAGGAUGCACUCUCUUCAUCACAGGAGCGAGCCGUGGCAUUGGCAAGGCCAUUGCUUUGAAAGCUGCCAAGGAUGGUGCAAACAUUGUGAUAGCUGCCAAAACAGCUGAGACCCAUCCUACUCUUCCAGGGACUAUCUACACUGCUGCAGCAGAGAUUGAAGCGGCUGGAGGAAAGGCUUUGCCAUGCAUCGUUAAUGUGAGGGAAGAACAGCAAAUUAUUAAUGCUGUGGAGAAUGCUGUGAAGACUUUUGGAGGAAUUGAUAUUUUGGUGAACAACGCGAGUGCCAUCUCUUUGACUGGCACUUUGGAAACAGAAACAAAGAAGGUCAACCUUAUGAUGGAAGUCAACGUACGAGGAACCUACCUUACGUCUAAAACAUGCCUUCCCUACUUGAGGAAGAGUAGGAACCCACAUAUCCUGAACCUCAGCCCACCUAUGAAUCUGAAUCCCAUGUGGUUCAAAAAUCAUUGUGCUUAUACCAUUUCUAAAUAUGGGAUGUCCAUGUGUGUCUUGGGAAUGGCAGAAGAAUUUAGAGGAGAAGUUGCUGUCAAUGCUUUAUGGCCUAAAACAGCCAUACAUACAGCUGCUAUGGAUAUGCUGGGUGGAGCUGGAAUAGAAAAACAGUGCAGGAAAACAGACAUCAUUGCAGAUGCUGCAUACUGCAUUUUAACAAAACCAAAAAGCUUCACUGGAAACUUCCUUAUCGAUGAAGAUUUGCUGAGAGAAGAAGGAGUUAAGAAUUUUGAUGCCUAUGCAAUUAUGCCAGGUCACCCCCUGAUGCCUGACUUUUUCUUGGAUGUUGAAGGUGCUUCCCAGGCACCCAAAGAGGAGAAGAAACUAAGUGGAUCGCAGCAGGCAGGAUCGUCUGGAGCUAAGGCAUCGAGUCCUGUUGCAGAAACAUUCAGAGUUAUUCAGGGGGCAAUGAGCGAAGAGUAUGUGAGAACCACGCAGGGGGUGUACCAGUUUGAAUUAUCUGGUGAUGAUGGAGGCACUUGGUAUAUUGACCUGAAAACCAAGAGUGGGAGUGCUGGUUUUGGCAAGCCUCCUGUGACAGCUGAUGUGGUUAUGAGCAUGUCGAGUACCGACUUUGUGAAGAUGUUCACAGGUAAACUAAAGCCAACCAUGGCUUUCAUGUCAGGAAAAUUACGGAUUAAAGGUAACAUGGCUUUAGCAAUAAAGCUCGAGAAGAUGCUGACAAAGCUGAACUCUAAACUAUGAGGAUAAACCCUCACUAGCAGAACAGUGGCCCUUCAUAUAUGACUGCAGUCUGUUUUAAAAUGAUCAUCCUUGUUCUCCUUUGAUGCAAUAUAACAAGCAAAAAAUGUCAUAGUAAGAAGGAUAAACUGAGAUUUUUAGAGAAGAAAUAACUGUCUAAAUAAGACAAGGAGGUGUAUAAUUAAAUUCCUUAUUGACAAUAUA
Pogoniulus pusillus (Red-fronted tinkerbird) is the source of this 1531-nucleotide messenger RNA. It is a transcript of the gene HSDL2, whose product is annotated as hydroxysteroid dehydrogenase like 2. Lineage: Eukaryota; Metazoa; Chordata; Aves; Piciformes; Lybiidae. The record is from RefSeq and is a predicted model, not a curated record. The coding region runs from base 86 to 1330 and encodes 414 amino acids. The transcript has 11 exons. Gene Ontology annotation, cellular component: mitochondrion.